AAAGUUCAUUUUGAAAAGAGACUGCGAGAGCGAACAUCUAUUCUAUUGAUUCAAUAUAAUAUAUUAUUAUACUUACUCAAUUUGUUAUAGUAAAUUAUUAAAUGUAAACUAAAGCUCUACUUGUACUAUUAUAAUCGAAUAAUUAAACAUAAAAACGUAUUUAAUUAGAUUUGUACAUAGUUUAAUUUAUAGUUCAACACAUUUUCAAUCAAUUAUUAUUACAAAAUGUUGUUUGUUUCACGUUGCACAAGAUUAUGUCAAAACAUUAUACCAAAACACAAGAAUUGUGUACUAACCAGAGUACCUAGUCGAAAUGGAUAUAUUGUAUUAUUGCCAGAAAUCAGUAAAGAUUUAACAGAAAGUCUAUUACAAGUAAAUGCCGACCAUCCAAGUUUUACGGGCUUAGAUAUCAAAAAAUGUGAGAACACAAUUAGUAAUCAAUUUAUUGAUUUUGAAUGUGGCAUACGCGAUAUUGAAGAUUACCUCAACUCAGUUGAAGAUGGAAAAUAUGACUUAUUUAAAGAUGUAUUAGAACCGAUUGAGAAUCUUAGUCAUAAAUUUGAUCAAAUAUGGGCUGUAUUAAAAACAUUAUAUUUAGCUGACAGUUCAGUAAUGCCGGCUCGAAUAUAUUAUCCAAUACACAAUAAAGCAUGUAUGUCUCAUACAACAAAAUACAACAGCAAACCUAUUUAUGAAGCAUGUAAAAAAGCUGAUUUGUCUAAAUUGACAGAAGAACAAGUAGCAGUUGUAAAUAAAUUUAUUAAAGAAGGAAAACUCAAUGGACUUGAACUUAGUGAAAAAUUAGAUUAUUCAUUUAAAGCAAAUAAACAAAAAUGCAGCGCCAAGCAAAAAUAUUUUAAAAUUCGUUUAGAAAUGGCUUGGAGUCAGUUUCAACAAAUAAUAGAUAAUCCACAACUAGUCAAAGAUUUUCCAGAAGACCUUUUGACAUUAAUGGCACUAAAUAAAGAUAAUCCUAAGAAACGUCCGUGGAAAGUUGCCUUGACAUGGGGUACUGCGGAUAGAUUCAUUGAGUAUUGUCCAGACAGAGAUAUACGUUGGAAUGUUUGGCAAGCUUAUGAAAAGGCUGGUUCACCUGCUGAUGAAAAAAGAGAACUUAAUAAUGGUUUAGAAGUUGAAGAAAUCCGAAAAUUAAGGUAAAUUAAAUAAUAAUUAAUAAU
Myzus persicae (green peach aphid) is the source of this 1178-nucleotide messenger RNA. RefSeq lists its product as uncharacterized. Gene Ontology annotation, molecular function: metalloendopeptidase activity. The record is from RefSeq and is a predicted model, not a curated record. Bases 226 to 1158 code for a protein of 310 amino acids. Gene Ontology annotation, biological process: peptide metabolic process; proteolysis. The transcript has 6 exons. NCBI's taxonomy places the organism in Eukaryota, Metazoa, Arthropoda, Insecta, Hemiptera, Aphididae.